This is a messenger RNA of Didymosphaeria variabile, 1062 nucleotides long. RefSeq lists its product as uncharacterized. The coding region runs from base 1 to 1062 and encodes 353 amino acids. Lineage: Eukaryota; Fungi; Ascomycota; Dothideomycetes; Pleosporales; Didymosphaeriaceae. The record is from RefSeq and is a predicted model, not a curated record. The transcript has a single exon.
AUGGACUCGCCUGACGAUAUUCCGCUAUUCUCCCUUCCACCGGAGCUCCGAAAUAGCAUCUACGACCGAGUCUUUCACGGCGACAUAUCCAACGCAGACUCACUCGCGCUCAUGAGGGCAUCUCAAGAGCUGCAUGUCCAGGCAGGCUCCCACUUCUACGCCAAUAACAACUUCGUGCUCAAGCUCCCGGGCCCUGUCGUGCCUGGUGCUACAGUCUUGCCGCCUAUCAACGACCGCUACCUGCCAUUCCUCAAGGAUAUCGGAAUUGAGAUCGAUGUAGGCUGCCCGGUCCGCCAGCGGGUGCAAGAGAUAGCUGCAGCCAUCCAAAGCCUCACCACCAUCGGCGCGGAGUUUGAUAAGAUAUCCUUCCUAAUCCAAUUUUCGCCUGAAUUGUCGUUCUUCCUGCAGGAUAGGUACGAUGAUGCCAUCCUCGGCGAAUCCCACCCGAUCACCACUGCCCUAGACCAGCUUCUUAGCUCUGGCUCCAAGUCUGUCCAGAUCUGGAUGAAUAGAGCAUGGUUUGCCCCAGGUGUUGCCACGAAGAUGAGAGCCUGUUACGGCUCGCGUCUCAAAUUUAUGCGUCUUAAUGAUGAGCACAAGCUGAUCGACCUCGACGACCCCAUGGUGUACGAGAAGGCCUCGGUUGGUCGCUGCUCUUGUACCCCUCUCAAGGUAUUCGGCACAAUUGCGGAUGGAAGCGAAGACUUGAAUACCGCGAUCGGCCUGGAUCUCGACUUGAUCGAGCCCAUCCUAGACCUGGAUACCAACGAUAACGAGCCAUUCCACAACGUGGACGAAGACACAGUUACAAAGAUUGAGGAAGAUCUGAACGACGAAGACGAUGUCGACAUGGAAGAUGCUCUGAUGCCCCUUGAUCCCGGAGAAGCGGAUGCAAUCGUGGAGAACUGGGAGCACACUUCUAGUCUACUUGCCCAUGAGGACAGAAUGACGCAGGAAAUAGAGUUUCUUGUGGCCAUGGCCCCUCACAUGCUAUCUCCAUCUUCGGGAACAGCUGGGAUGGUGGCAGCCGCUCACCUAGGGGGCGUUCUGACUGCACGUUGA